Lathyrus oleraceus (garden pea) is the source of this 837-nucleotide messenger RNA. RefSeq lists its product as uncharacterized. The record is from RefSeq and is a predicted model, not a curated record. Lineage: Eukaryota; Viridiplantae; Streptophyta; Magnoliopsida; Fabales; Fabaceae. The coding region runs from base 1 to 837 and encodes 278 amino acids. The transcript has a single exon.
AUGAUUGAGAAACUCCACGUUGAGAUUCCAUUCACUAAGGCUAUUACUCAAAUACCCUCUUAUGCUAAAUUCCUUAAAGACGUCUUAACCAACAAACGUAGACCUGAUAAUCCUAAACCCUUAGAAUGUAACUCUAUUGCUGAAAACAAACUUGCUAAAAAGGAGAAAGACCCCAAAAGUUUUUCUAUACCUUGUGUUUUAGGAAAUCAUGUUAUCGAUAAAGCACUUCUGGACUUAGGAGUCAGUGUAAGCUUAAUGCCUUUAUCCAUUUGUAAUAGGUUAAAUCUAGGAGAAAUGCAACUAACUAGGAUGUCCCUUAAAUUAGCUGAUAGAUCCGUUAUAUAUCCAAAAGGCAUAUUAGAAUACAUUCCAAUUAGGCUUGGUCAACUCUAUAUUCCAACCGAUUUUGUUGUCAUGGACAUUAAAGAAGACGACGAAAUCCCAAUCCUCCUAGGUAGACCAUUCUUAUCAACGGAUGAAGCCAUAGUAGAUGUCAAGAAAGGAAAGAUGACUUUUGAAGUAGGUGAUGAAAAAGUAGAAUUUAUACUAUCAAAAUUCCCAAUGGCACCAGCAAUAGAUGACUCAUGUUAUGCCAUCGAUAUCAUUGAUGAGUGCAUAAUAGAGUUAGACCAAGAAGAAAUAACUGAAAUGAUUAAAUUACCCCCGACUCCCAUAAUGUUGGACGACGGAUUUGAAAGAUCUACAGAACCUUAUAUAGAUGACAGUCUUUAUGAAUGCUUAGCACUCACCCCAUACCAUAUGCCAUGUCCUAAGAAACCAUCAAUAGAGCUUAAUGAGCUACCCAAGAAUCUGAGAUACGAGUUUUUGGACGAAUAA